AUGCACGAUUAUUCCCAAACCAUCAAGUAGGCCUACGUAGAUAUUUGUGAACAAUGCCAUCAUUAUCUUGGAUUACUUAUCAUAGCGGUCUACAGACAAUUUAUAUGUAGGGUUAGUAAGCAGCGGCUUCUUUAUUUGAGUGUCGUUUGUGCUUGCAUUUAGAACACACAUGUGGAAGUGUCAUUCGCUCCCCACAUUUGCUACACUUGUGUCAGCAGUGGGAUGCAGGUGACCGUGAGGCCAGGCCAUCGUAGGUGCUGUUAGGACACCACCGACCAGUUUAGUUGAUUUAACAUUUCGUGGAAUCUGGAUUAUUGGUGAUUUCCAACAUUGAACUGAAUUCUAUAAUGGUCAGGAGGUAGCCUACCAUUGCUGACUGCCAGAGGUGCGAGAUCGUGCGUGUCCCCCCUUGUGCAGGAAAUCCCCCGCCAGUGAGUCGGAGUGAGGGAGCCGCUUUCCAUGGAGGUUUCAGGCCCAGGAACGAAAACCCCUCUUUGAUGGACAGAAAAGGUUCAGUAGCCGUGCCACAGCUGAGCAACGAGAUGCAGCUGAGCAUCAUGAUGAAAGUGAAGAGUGGGGAGCUGACCAUCGAUGACGCCCUGAACCAGGCCAGGAGGAGCAAUCAGGAGCAGCUAAAGCAAAGCCUGGCCACAGAGGAACAGCAAGCCUCCCAGUACAACUUCAGUGUUUACAAGUACAACCGCUACAGGUGGCAGAAGCGCAUUCUUCAGAUUGACUUCAACACUAAAAUGGUGUGCAGCAUAGAGAAAGGCAUCGUAAAGCGGCAGCUGCCGUUCCUGUGUGUUAAGAGCUGUGAUGACGGAGUUGGGACCAAGUUCUCUAUAUCUUUCAGAGGAAGACAUGACUAUGAGCUGGAGGCCACCUCACUGGAGGACAAACACAAGAUAAUGCAGCUUGUAAACAAGAUAAUCUACAGAAACAUCUACAGACAUCCAGUGGAGGGCAGUGAAGACACGUGUGUGCAUCCCCUGCUUCUAGCACCAAAGAGCCUCAGGGAGGGCCUGCUGUUCCUGCAGAGAGGUGGAUUGGCAUCGUUUAAAUGGGUGAAGUACGAGGCUCACCUUCACCCUGGCAAGCUGACCCUGCUCCCCAUCAGCCGGCGGGGAGUAGGUGCAGAUGGGGACAUGGUCACCUCGUCAUCCUUACCAGUUGUCAUUCAUUUCUCAGACGGGGAAGCGAGUGUAGAGAAACCACGCAGCUGUGACACCUUCACUCUUUUGACUCACAAGAAUGAGUACCAGUUCCAGGUACCUGUGACAGAACUUUCCAAAAGCACAGAAGCCAUCCAGAAGGAGAGGGAUGCUUGGGUCCAGGCCAUAGAUGAGCUAUGCCUGAACUGGAAACGCACGUCUCAGUCUGAGCACUUCUAUGAGGAAACCAGGGCUUUAAGAAUCUAUGACAAUGUCAAACACAUUCUGGAGGAGAACAAGUCCACUGACGGACAAGGCCUCCGAGGAACAGAUCUUGUCUCCAGUGCAGAUAAUCUAUCGGCUGGAGAAAAGAUUGAGAGUAAACCUCCAACCUCGCCUCUCCCAAAACCCUGCAGCCCUGUGAAGUUACUAGUGAAUGUCCCCUUCCCUGGUCCUGUCCUUUCCCCUGCACCUGCCCCUGAUUCUGUGCCUGGUCUUGCACUUGUUCCUGGUUUUGUCCCUGUUUCUGUCCUGGCACCAGUCCUUGAUCCUGUCCCUGUCCCCGCCACUGUCCCUGUACCCAUUCCCUCAAUGGUGCCAGCUCCCCCCUUCAUUCCUAUGCCUCCUCCAUUGCCCUUUAAGCCCAGUAGAAAACCCCUAACAGAGCGGACCAGGGCCUUCCACUGGGAUGAGGUUGGUUCUGAUAAGAUAGAGAAAUCAUGCUGGACACGGGGAAAUGCUGGGAACAUUGAAAUUGACACUUCACGCUUGUAUGAGCAAUUUGCUGUUCAAGAUUUGGGAACAUUUGGCGGGAUCACCGAGCCCAGCAUUAACCUUCACAUCAUGCUCAAUAUGAAGGUUGCUCACAACUUUAAUAUUUUCCUCAAAAGUUUCCAUGUGCAGCCAGGAGAACUAAAGGACAAACUGUUCUUGGUUAAUGAGGGUGAGGGAGGCUUCUCUGACGAACAGAUCACUUCCCUGAGGAGAUUUGUACCUACCUCAGACGAUGUGGAAAUGUAUAAAUCUUACAAGGGGUCUGUGUCAGAGCUGCAUGUUGUGGACCAGUACAUGAUGGAGAUGUGCAACAUUCCUUACCUGAACUCCAGACUGGACAUGCUGCUGACUCUAAGAGAGCUGCCCAUAAGCAUGGAGGAUCUGCAGCCGCUGAUUAACCAGAAGAUCAGGAUGUGCACGCAGUUGUACAGCUCCAGGUCGUUUGUCUCCGUGCUGGAGUACCUGCUGGCCAUCGGCAAUUACCUCAAUGAGAACGCAGGGAAGGGAAAGGCCAAGGGAUUCCGCCUCUCCUCCUUAACUAAAAUCUCCCAGCUCCGUGGGAUAGACAGGAAGUUCACCUUGCUGCAUGCCCUUGUGGAGCAGAUCAUGUUGCACGAACCCGGCUUGGCCACUUUUCCACAAGAGUUGACGGAAUUCGAAACUGUCCCUGGGGCUUCCAUUAAAGGCCUUACUGCUGAAGUGGACGUUCUCAAGAAUGAGUUACAGAAGACCAUUCAGUACAAGAAAACGUACAAGAGAAGAAACCAAGGCGAUCAACACCCAAAGUUUUUCAAAGACCUGAAGAUGGCGAUUGAGAAGUACAAAACCGAUCUCUCCCUGCUGACAAAGAGGUCUGAGGAGAUGAAGAAACUCUACACUGACAUAUUGGUUAAAUUCGGAGAGCCGAUGGAUCAAGAUUCUCAGGAGCUGUUUGGCUUGGUGUGCCAGUUUGUCAAUGACUUCAAGGGGACACAUGCUGAAAUCAGAUAACAAUUUGCUGUCCUUGUGUGACUAUCUAUAAAUCUUCAGCCAAUCCAAACACAAUUCAGUGCUGCAUACUUUGUAAUUAUGCAAAUACAAGUUUAUUUACUUCAAAUUGUAAAGAGGCCGAGACUUCUUAGAAAUUGCACUGAUCAGUGACAAAUAACAUUAAUGGCAACCUUGAAACCUUUAAGCGUCUUUGGGUCUUUGAAAAGCGCUAUAUAAAUCACAUUAUUAUUAAUAUUAUUAUUGUUAUUUGUGUGCACUAAGAUGCCACACAAGCUGUGGUUUAAUACUAUGUUCAGGCAGCUAGACUUGGGGAUUGCAAUUUCAGUGGGAAAAUAUUAGUGUAUAAUGCUUUGCUGUAAUUAAAAGGAAUCUAUAUGGGAAAUAUAACAGGUACUGUAUAUUGUUUGAAGACAGUAGACUGAUAGUUGGUCGGAAUUCAUUGUGACAAAUUGUCUGAAAUCGAUUGAAAAAAUGUAUUGAAUUGAAGUUAUGAGACAGGGGGAAUGCCUAAUGAUUUGAAUGGUGUCAGCAAUGUUGAGCUUGUAUUAUUUUGAACUUAAAAACAUGAAUUGGGAUAUUUUGUGUACUAUAUACUAUAGGCAGAGAACAUUUAACAGAACAAGGCUAUGUCGAUAACUUAAUUUGGACAAAAAUUCUGAUAGAAACUUAUAGUCCCAAGCACUCUACUUUCUGUCCACAGCUGUCUGAUGACAAGGGAACCGAAUCACAAAGAACACACACACAGUGGCCUCGCCAGCUGAAAAUGGUCCAUCUGAUUACCCAUUUUUCUCUGAACGUGCAGACAUUCUUGCCUUGGUCGGGGACACACAGAUUUUCUAUUCCAGUACUCCAGUCAGGGAUCCAGGACCCUUCUCUGAUUCUGGACAGCAUCUGGUGCUUUUUGCCAUCUGAAAUUGAUAUUUUUUCCCAUUGUCCUUCCCUCACUUGCAAUUGGUUGCGCAGCAGCAAAAUGGGUGCUGUUAGCAACUGCUUGAAAAUACUUUAUAUUGAUUUGAUGAGAGAGAGAGUAAUUGAUUAAUUGAAAAUGUACAGAAAAUAUUUAAUUAAAUGUGGCUUUCAUUCACAA
Messenger RNA from Oncorhynchus kisutch (coho salmon), 4002 nucleotides. RefSeq names its product formin-like protein 19. Lineage: Eukaryota; Metazoa; Chordata; Actinopteri; Salmoniformes; Salmonidae. The transcript has 18 exons. The record is from RefSeq and is a predicted model, not a curated record. Bases 498 to 2915 code for a protein of 805 amino acids.